Molecule: messenger RNA, 3399 nt
Organism: Labrus bergylta (ballan wrasse)
Lineage: Eukaryota; Metazoa; Chordata; Actinopteri; Labriformes; Labridae
Gene: vps9d1
Product: VPS9 domain containing 1
Biological process (GO): vesicle-mediated transport
Cellular component (GO): cytosol; endocytic vesicle
Molecular function (GO): small GTPase binding; guanyl-nucleotide exchange factor activity
Source: RefSeq, a predicted model, not a curated record
AUAAGGAGGGGAUCUGUCUGACCAUGGCUGCGGUUGACAGUGGGGCAAAGCCCCUUCAAAAUGCCAUGAAAAUGGCAAAAGUUGCCAUACAGCUGGACGGAGCGAACAAACCUAAGGAAGCCUACUGUGAAUACCUCCGAACUAUCAACUACAUCUCACAUGAACUUUUGGAGGAGGCGGGAUCACAAAAGGAGGGCGAGGUGGUGGUGGUGGAGGUGGAGCGGAUGUUGAGGCUGGCAGAGCAAUGUCUGGAGCGAGCCAAGUCAUUUAUGGGAAAAAGCGCUGACACCGAUACCCACACUGACUCCGUCUCUGCUCCCCCGGUCUGUCCUCAUAGCCUAUCAGAAGCCCGUCAGACUGCUGCCGCCACUGCUUUAAACACAGUCCCACCAUGUGAUUCUCCUGUGGACGCAGGGUGUAAAGCGACCAGCCCACAGAAGACAGGGCACCGCAGGGUUAUGUCAGAUGGUAGCGGGGAACUCUCUCCGUUUCUGCCUCCUGAAAUCUUCCAGCGAUUACAAACGGUGGAGUCACAGGACGCGUGCAAGAAGGAGCUGACACCGAUUGAAGAAGCAUCACGUUUGAACCAGAAGUUAAAAGCCAAUUAUGAAGCUCGUCUCGCACGGCUCACUCCGGGACAGGCCUAUCAGAAGACGUCUUUGACACUCUCUCUCCAGCGGCAGAUGAUGGAGAACCUCAUCAUAGCCAAAGCAAGACAGGAUGCUCUCCAGAGGAAGAUGGAGGAGAGGAGACUUCGAUUGCAGGAAGAGGCCAACAGGAGAUUUGCAGCUCCUGGAGCAAUGACCACAGAGGAACAAGAGCAGCGUAUUCUCUAUACUAACGUCCUGGAAUAUGAACAAGACCAUGACUGGCCCAAACAGUGGAAAGCCAACAUGAGGAAGAAUCCAAAUGACAUCACUUUAGUGUCGGCUCUUGUCUCCUACCUUCUCAGUCGAUCUGACCACCCCGUGGUGAAGCUGCUGAGGAAACACCAGUACAAGGUUUACAACAGACUCUACCCCAUCGUCAGUAAAGGCCUGCCUCAGAGUCCUGACCUGCAGCUGAGGCCUUCUCGCAGCACUCACAACUUGCUUCAUCCAGAGACCCCAAGGAAGCCAGCCAGGACUGUGGGCAGUAGAGUGGGUGGCCAGAGCACUGGCUCUUCUCCCUCACUUUCUCACAACCUCCACACAAACGACGAUGAAGAUGAGGAGGGGGAGGAGUCUAGCACAGAGAUACCAGUGGAACGGGAGAACUCGUUUGAAGAUCUUGAACAGUUCCUGACCCAGUUGGACUGGACCGAGCCUCGUGGCAGCACAGGUGACACUGGCUCAGAUUUAGAGCAGACCAGUGAGCAGUCAGGACAGGAAGAUGGAAGCUUUCAAAACCUGGAGAUGAGAGCUCUGACAGAACACCUGAAGGCCAUUGUCAAAGACGUUCACAUUGCAAUUGAUCAGCUCCUGUCACUGUGUUUGCUGUCCUUUGAGUGCCUGAACACAGCCACCUCUAAAGACCUCUGUCUCGCCAGCAUAGAGGAAGCCUUCUUCACGCCCCUGUGGAACGUCCUGUUGGCUCUUUUCAGGAAAGUCUACAGGGAAAGGGAGCAGGCCUAUGAGAUGAGUAUGAAGCUGUUUAGGGAUGCAUCACCUGGAGAUGUUGGUGUUCCCUCAAAGCUAUUCCCCAAAGACCCUGGCACACUGCAAGGUUCCUACCCCUACGAGUCAGCUGUUCAGGAACUCAGGCUUCUCAUUACAGACGGCUGUCCUCAAAGAAAGUUAGAAUGUAUUGUAAGGACGUUACGUCUGAUCUGUGCCUGCGCUGAGGAUUACAGGUGUCUUCAUGAAGUUGACUCUACACCCAAAACUGCUGCCAUCGGAGCAGAUGACCUGCUGCCAAUCCUAUCUUUCGUGGCUCUGCGGUGCCAGUGUCCUCAGCUGGUGGCUGAAUGCGCUUUGGAGGAGUUCAUUCAUGAAGCCUACUUGAUAGGAGAGGAAGGUUACUGUCUGACCUCCAUGCAGAGUGCCUUGGCCUAUGUUGAGUCUUUGCACACAGGAGGAUCUCACCUUUUGCCCAACAAGCUCAUAUGAAAAAGAGAACUAAACCAGCUUGUCUAAACCUGUUUCUUCACCAGAGGACUCAACCAGCCUGAGUGGUUUCUAACCAAAUUGAACCCUACAAGGCCAGACUAGACUUUACUGCGGCUUCCUAAAGAUUGGUUUUGGAACAGCAAAGCAAUGUUGAAUUGACUUACACUGGAUUGUUAUAAGGGAUUAUUGUGUGUGGUUGAUGUUCGAGGGAACUAUUUGAAGGGAUGACAUUGAUUAUGACUCCUUGGAGAUAUAAACCAGAAUAUUUUUUUUCUGUUGAUUUGAACAUAUAAAUUGUAUAUUGUUGCUUUUUUAUUAACCUACUAAAACAGGCACUUUUAUAACUAGACACUGUUAAUGCAUGGGUGUGUCUGUUUGUAUGUUAGAAAGACUGAAUGAAUUAUAUUAUGAUGUACACUUUGGGCGAUGAAGAGUUUAGGGUUCAUGCAACACUGGUUGAUUGUUUUUAGUUCAGACAGUAGAUCUAUUUGCAGACUUGUCUAACAGGCAGAGAGUGGAACUGGCACAGAUGUCAUACAGAAGGAAUGACUGUGGGUUUUAAGGUUCAGCUUGCAGUGUCGCUUGUCAGUCACUGUUUGCAUGUAACAGCAUGUUGGAUAACUCUUCAGUUAGGCAAACAGAAUUAUGCUAGAUGACUGUAUGCUAGUACUAACUGUGUGUAGUACCACUGUCGCACUUUGUCCGCUUUUGAAGCGUGUGUUACUAUUUGCUAGACAAGCCACAGGGACUGCAAGUAACAGUGAACGCAAUUUGGCAAUUUAGAUUUAUUCAGUUUUGUUUUCUGAUCGAAAGGUAAUUGUUAUAGUUGCCUUGUAUCUGUGCGUCCACUUAAGUAUUUACUGAUUUUUUUUUUUUUUAACAAGCUCAAAAAUCACUGUACCAUUUCAAGGAGAGCUAAAAACGUAGACAGACUCUUUUUUUUUUCACAGCCUACUUUUAUAGUUUUUUUUAUCCACUUCCCGAUGCUUCUCUUGAUGUCUACAACUUUUCAUGUUUCACUUGAUAUGACUGGACAGAAUUCUUGACUGAUAUUUUAAGCUACAAAAAAUACUUUUCUAUGAAGCCAUUCUAACAGUUUUGUUUUAAAUACAGGUAAGUGCAGACCUCAGUCUGUGUUCACCUGAAAGGAUCCUGAUGUUUAUGCAUUUCAUUUUCCAAAUCAUGUUGACUUGAGUGACUGUUUUUAAAGCAUGCUGAUUUAUCUUUUCUUUUUAGUCUUACUGUAAGUGUGUGUUUACCUUAUCCAGGCAGUCAUUGGCAUCUUAGUGUACCAGUGUAUGAAUGAACUCAC